Vanessa tameamea is the source of this 3805-nucleotide messenger RNA. RefSeq lists its product as uncharacterized. The record is from RefSeq and is a predicted model, not a curated record. Bases 412 to 1365 code for a protein of 317 amino acids. The transcript is spliced from 4 exons. NCBI's taxonomy places the organism in Eukaryota, Metazoa, Arthropoda, Insecta, Lepidoptera, Nymphalidae.
UUUCAUUGUCAAACAAGUUUGUUGUGUUGAUCAUAGAUAAUAUUGGUUUUGAUUGUUGGUCAGUUUAAUAUAUUAAUUUAAUUUAGCCUCAUUUUUAUUCAAUUUUGAAUGCAAUUAUUGUAAUUACAUAUGUUAAUUUAGUUAUUUCCGGAAAACGUAAAAUGAAUUCUACAAUUUCUGACGACUUAAACCGUGAACAUUUGGCAUUGGAAGCAUCAAAGUGUUUAAAAAAUAUCCUCUCAAAUACUCAAAACGUCACUUCUCUACAUAAAGAAAUUUUGGAAAUAAAUUUAUCCAUCACUGCAUACAUUGAAGAAAGUAAAAACCGCCUAGAAGCUCUUCGUCUUGAGUUAGCCCGCCAAGCGACAAGCUCGCAUAGAGUUGUAGAUAUACUAAGUGAAAAAUAACAAAAUGUCAAAUUUUGCAAAAACUCCUCAAAAAAGAAAAAGCAACUACAGGAAUAUUAAUAGCACAAAUAGAGAAACUAAUAACAAUACAAAUACUCAACAUUUGAAACAGGAAUCAGCCAAAAAAUUGAUUGUAUGGUAUAAGCAGUUGGUUGAUAAUGAUCGCCAGAAAUUCAGUUUAUUUUUGUCAGAUGAUGUCACACUGGAAUGGUUUGGGAGGACUAUAAAGACUAGGAAAAAAGUUGCAGCUUUUGUUAAAAAUGACAUUCAAUGUUCCCGACAUGACUUUACGACUGUACAAAGUAUUGAAAAAAUUGAGACAAGAAAUGAAAGAUUACAUAGAAAUAGUGAAAAUAUUUUAAUCAGUCCUUUACAUUCCCCUGAAACUACUAACAUUCCAAAAACACAAAAAUCAGGUAAAAGAAAAAUUCAAACUACAUGCAACAGUCCACAGUGGGCUGAAGGAUGCAAGCCCAAUGAUGAUGAUGAAAUUGAGUGUAAAAGAAAAAAAUCAAACAUCAAUUUUGGAGUUAAUGAACAGAGAUAUCAUAUACGAGAAAAUCCUGAAGUUGAUGUUGUAAUAAGCAAUAAUGGUGAUGGUAUAACAGAAAAAUGCAAACAUAAAAGUUCCUCCAUAACACCUCCAAAUGUGGAAUAUGGUCAGGGUGAUUGCCUUCCGUCUACAAGUGGUACAGGUUCUGAGAGUUCACAUGAGGCAUUAAAUGCCCAACUACCUAAAUUAGCUGUUGAAUGUGAUGGUUAUGUUGAAUUUAAUAGAACUAGAAAUAGUCGUAGUUCAGAUUGCAUGAAAUGGGAUAGGAAAUGCAAAGUACAAAUUAGUUACUCGGAGGAUCCUCUUAAUAUAGGAGAGUAUAUAAUUUGGGCUUUACGAUAUAGUGACGAAAGUAAGUGUCGUAGGAAUUUAUUAGCUGCAUUCGAAGAAGCAGCUUCAGAUUAAUGUGUUGUGUACUUCUGUAUACACUAAUAAUUAUUGUUUCUAGAAUAACCCUUAAAGGUUUACUUCUAGAAUCUUAAUUUUCUUCAAAUAAUUUUAUUUAUCAUGACAUACUUUCUUAUGGAUUAUUAUGUAGCAUUACGUUCAAAUACUUUGUUUACAUGUGCCUAAGAAUUUAACACCAACACUGAAAUUUAAAAGUAAUCAGUAUAAACAGACUUAUUUACUAUGAAUUUGUAUAAUAUAAUUUCGGACACAAAAUAAACUGUAUGUUACAUAAAAAAGAACAUGUCUCUAAAUAAUAUUAUUUAACUGAACAAAAACAUAUUUGACAAAUAAAUACUAUUUAUACCAUAUUGUUUUAAGUAAUCUUUUCUUUUAUGUAUGUGUUCAUGAGAAGAUCUGAAUGAAAUAUAUUAAUAUUAAAAUAUACCUUUAAUAAUAUUAACAACUAACAACUUUCAACUGAUGUAUGGUAAUGUUUUAAACAUUACCACAGAAACAGUUGAAAGUUUGUCAUAAAUGUGUGCCUUGAAUUGUGAUGGACUACGUACUAUAUAUUAUAACAUACUUUUAUUUUGUGAACAAAGUAAUUUGACCAUUUAUUAGUAGCCUUUUGCUUAAAAUCUUGGUUAUGCCAAUAAAUGUAUAACAAGAGUAUUGUCGUUUUGAUGAUUGUGAUUUUCUUUUACUGCCAUGUGAAUUUUGAAGUAGAUGUGAAAGAUGGAUUAGACAUGAAUGUAUAUAUUAACAUGUUAUAUCUGAGAUAAACCACACACAAUAUGCUAUAUACAUUUUCAGUCAAAUCUUUAUGGCCUGAAAAAAAUCGAAAUCUAAAAAUCUAGUUAUUAGACAUCAAUAAAAACAAAAUUUGAUUUUGAAAUUAGAUAAGUAUUUCAAAUAUAGAGGCCAAGUUAUGUAAUUUUUAUAUAUUUUCUAAGCUUAAAAUAAAUAAAAUCUCAGUGAAAUACCACUGAUAUCAACCUGUGUCUGAAUAAGAGUCAUAGACACUGUUCCAUACUAUUUUAGCGUAGUGUAUUAUGUAGUCGAUAUUUUAAAUAUAAUGAGAAAAUUUACACACGAUAACAUUGUUUUUAUAUGAAUAUUGUUAUUAGCGGCUAUUCAUAAAAUAUGAUAGUAAGAAGAUAAAUAUUUCAAAAUGUAAUUAAAUUAAAUAACUUUCUUUUUUUUUUUAAGUUGCAUCACAUACAUAUUGUACCAUGUUCAUAAAAAAUGACUAUGCGUUGAUAUUUUUUGCCCCUUAGAGUAGUACAAAACGAAUCAAGACUGGAAUGCUGAAUUUGUAACUGGAUAAAGUUUAAAUGCAUUAAUGCUCUCUAGUAUAUCUGUCCCAUUUUGCAAUGACAAUUGUCUCUUGAUACGUCGGUACGCAUUUGGUGGUUAUCUUUAUAGGGAUAUGUUGUCACAAUUAGUUUAUGGUAUGACUAACUUAAUGUUUAAAAUUGGAUGGAUGCCAUUAUUAAGAAGUGUCAAGUUUCUUUACCUAUCAGUAACUAAGUAAAAAAUUAUAGAGAAUAAAAAUAAGUUAUAAUACACGUUUCAAAUAUUUUUAGACACAUUGUUAGAUUUCUAUAAUUAAUUUAGUGAAUAGCUCACAGCAUAUGUAAAGUUGUUAUUGGUCAUUUGUUCAUUUAAAAUUGUGUUUUUUUUAAGUAAAGUAAAAUUCGUGGCCAUAGUUAUGUUUAGCUGAUAGUAAUAGUUCGGGCUGCAUGUAAAACUAAUUUAGUGGAAUCCAGUUUGCGCAUUAAACUGCUCAACAGCCAAAACACAAGAAAAUUAGCAUUUUUUACAGAUUUUAUUGAAAGAACAACAGCCGCCUUUACAGUAAAACAGUAUUUUCAUAGCAACACUAGUCAUUUAUUAGCCAUUCAACUAUUACUUAAGCAGAAUUGGCUAUCGCCAAACGUCAUACUACUUCAUUAGUUGCACGUACUUAGUGUCAAACCGAUGGCCCCUACUUUUUAUGACGCAUUCUCAGCUUUGAGACUAUUUAGACGAAAAAAAAAUCAAAUUUACUAUUAUACGUGACAGUGUUAAAGACCGACAGACAGACAAGAGUUACUCAAGUUGUACGAAUGACAAAUAAAAUCUACCAAUUCUUGCAAAACUUAGCUAGGCAUAGCCCUUUCUAAUGUUUAUUUAAUAUUUGAAUGGCCCCCUUACAGUAUUAUACUGGUCGAAAGCCAAUCAAAACUUUAAAAAAAUAUUUAAUAACUGUAUCGUACGGUCUGUACGCGUGCGCCGGUUUUAUGGCAUAGCUUCAGUCUUUACGCAAACUGGUUUGUACAAGAACGAAUGAUAUUUGAUCAUGUAGCCUAUCGCAUAUUAUUCUUUACCUAUUUUAAAACAUUACUUGAAGUAAUAUGUUUUUGUUUUUCAUUUUAUUCUUAGCAGUUUUAAGAAAUAAAGUUGUUUAGAAAUA